Molecule: messenger RNA, 2337 nt
Organism: Cadophora gregata
Lineage: Eukaryota; Fungi; Ascomycota; Leotiomycetes; Helotiales; Ploettnerulaceae
Exons: 3
Coding region: 1-2337 (778 amino acids)
Molecular function (GO): nucleic acid binding
Source: RefSeq, a predicted model, not a curated record
AUGCCGCGAUUCAAAAAAGCCUCGAAGAGGGGGAACUCUCAAGGUCCUCAAGGCGGCAGUCGAAAAGCCCUCGAUACGUCGUUUGCACCGUUCAGUGGCACUUCUGCGCCUCGAAAAGGUCAUGGAAACUUCACACUUCAAGAAGAGGCUCGUAAUACCGAACGCCACCUGUCAUUCUGGAAUACCGACCAAAAACUUCGAGAUAGCAAGGUCAGCUUCGUGAGUGCUGGCAGAAUUGUGCCCACCGAGCCCGACGAUGCCGAAGCUGCCCUUGCAGACAUGACGUUGGGUUCUCCGAAGCCGAAUGGUGGUGAAGUGAAAGCAGAUGAGGAAGAGGAGAAGGUGGCGCAAGAUGUUGCCGCAUUCGAGGAGCCCGCCUACUCAUCCGUGAAGACGUUAAUCGAUACGGAGGUCUUCGACUUCAUUGUUGACACCGAAGGCAGCGGUCAGGUCCAGACUGGAAUGUCUCCACCAAAGUUGCGCUCCCCCUCACCUACCCCGUCUAAUUCGAGCGAGGAGGUCAUUUUAUUCCGUGGACGUGGUCGUGACCAGCACCAGCACCAGCAAGUCAGAAUCGUGUCCAAGCCUCCGCAGCCUUCACAACCUGCUAGGAAGAUCGUCGAGAAUAUAGACGCAAAGAUCAGAAUUGUCGACGAUAGAAUUCACGAGCAGACUAAACUGCUCCAAGAAGUCAUUACCGAAGCUCGUUCUUUGUCACCACCGGCACUAUCGUCCACAAAACAAGAGGAUGUUGAGUUUGAGUCGAUUCUUCCUCAGAAUGGUAGGGGUCGUGGUCACAAGGGCAAUCGUCGCAACAAAAACAAAGCCGCAGAAAGAAUUGAAGACGAUGCCAUGAUCGCCGAUUAUAUAGCAAAUAUGGAUGCGGAAGACCCCAUGUUUAAAUCAUUCAACCAGCGUGAUUUGGGUGGCAUAGAGGACGAGGCAUGGCAAAAUACCGAGGCUUCUUCUGGAGAACAAGUCACGGUCUCGACACCUGCAGAUCAAGAAGGAUGGGAUCGGUCGGAUAUUGAGGACUUUGAUGGUGUCGGUACUUCUGAUGGUGUCAUGGGUGAAGUACAAGCCAUACUUUCUAGGAGAAAACGCCCUUCUGGCACCCAGUAUCUUGUCGUCUGGGAGGAUCAAAUGGUAGAUGAGGCUCGUUGGGUACCUGCAAGUACCUUGACAAGUGUGGUUGCGCUGACUUUCAUUGAAACCUUUGAAGCGGAGGAAAAGCUCAUGGCAGAGUUCCAAAAUAGUGAGGGAAGCAGCAGUAUCUCUGGUGACGACCUCGAAAUCGAUGUCGAAGUAGAGGAAGAUGACGAUGAUGCAGAUCUUAUCCAGAGAAAGAUUGACCGUAUGAGCGACGAAAGAAUUGCGAGAUUGCUGUCCAAGCAGGAGCAACUUGGUAUGGGCUCUGACGAGAUAUUACUCUUUGACGAGGAUGAAGAAGAUGAUAAUAUUGUUACCCGAGGAUACAGGCGCUCUUUCGGCAUUUCCAGGGUGACAGCAAACAAGCCUCCUCGGGGACCUAAUCGGGCAAAGGGAGAAUUCCCGUCUGCAACGCUUCUAGCCAGUGCUUACGAUGGAUUCGACAUCAUGGAUUUUGAUCGACCAAGUCUGAGAAAGAAGCCGAAGGGUCGUAAAGGCAAGCUAGUUUUAGACAUCUCCGACUCUGAGCUUGAGGCAUCAAUGCAGGCGGCGUGGGUCAAAGAUCGUGAGAAGAAGAAGGAGAGAAAGCAGGAGCGUGAGGAGUUCCGAGCUCAAGGUGUGAUUGGUAACAAGAAUGGCAAGGUCAAUAUGAAGCAGAAGUAUAAGGAAGGUAUCGGCAUUUAUGCCGUCAAGGAGGAGAUCAAAAAGUUCCUCAUGGGUGGCAAUACUACACUCUCACUACCUCCCAUGAGCAAAGCCGACCGCAAAGUCGUUCACGAGCUUGCGAAUGCUUUCCACCUAAAGUCCAAGUCUGCUGGUAAUGGUGAUAGCCGCUUCCCAGUUCUUUACAGAACGUCUAGGACUCUGGCCUUCAACGAUGGUGACUUUGCCAAGGUUGAUGCAAGAAUUUCUCGCCGUUUCCUCUCACGAAUGGACGUGGGCGGUAAAAGAGGCAGUGGAGUAAAGCAUACUGCUGGGACAGGUGGAAUCAACCGCGCAGCUGUUAGUUACAGAGAUGGUGAUAUCGUUGGAGGAUCUGCUCCUGAGCUUGGUGCUGACAACAAGGGUCGGGCCAUGUUGGAAAAGAUGGGUUGGAGCUCCGGUACAGCCUUGGGUGCUCUCAACAACAAGGGUAUAAUGCUUCCUGUUUCACAUGUUGUCAAAACCACCAAGGCAGGAUUGGGAUAA